Molecule: messenger RNA, 471 nt
Organism: Ananas comosus (pineapple)
Lineage: Eukaryota; Viridiplantae; Streptophyta; Magnoliopsida; Poales; Bromeliaceae
Exons: 4
Coding region: 1-471 (156 amino acids)
Biological process (GO): GPI anchor biosynthetic process
Cellular component (GO): glycosylphosphatidylinositol-N-acetylglucosaminyltransferase (GPI-GnT) complex
Source: RefSeq, a predicted model, not a curated record
AUGCAGGAUCAACUGUCUCUUAACUCAUACAGUUAUAAGCAUUACAGGCCGAAAGAUCCUUCUCAAGCAAUAGAUAUUCAUGAUGUCUUCAUCAAGAAAAGUAGAAUGCGAGUUAUGUUGUCAUAUGCUGGCAUCCUUUCUCUUCUUGUGAAUGUUUAUUAUUCACUAGUGAUGAAGGAAAAUUUAUGUGUCAGCUCUAUUUGGAGUAUUCUGGUGGGUGUUCUGUUUGCCAAAUGUUUGCAGUACAAACCUGUCAAGAAAGAGUCUGUGGUGAUUAUGCGAGCAUUCGGAGUACAACUUGAAACUCAUUUUUGGAGCGGGAAAGUUAACCGCCGGUUUAUUCCCAUUGGGAAGAUUCUUAAACCGAAAUUGCGUCCCCCCGUCAAAAUCUUGGUUCCAGUGUGGAAGGCUUUGUGUGCAGCUGCAGAUUAUGAUGGCUUAAGCUGUCCUACGGAUCCUCAGCAGAACUGA